Rosa rugosa (rugosa rose) is the source of this 1159-nucleotide messenger RNA. Its product is annotated as haloacid dehalogenase-like hydrolase domain-containing protein Sgpp. The transcript has 5 exons. NCBI's taxonomy places the organism in Eukaryota, Viridiplantae, Streptophyta, Magnoliopsida, Rosales, Rosaceae. The record is from RefSeq and is a predicted model, not a curated record. The coding region runs from base 106 to 969 and encodes 287 amino acids.
CCACAAAUGAACCAUUCAAUUUCAUAGGCACAAAAACACAGACAGUUGCUUUAGAGAUAUCAGAAAGCCUUUCAGUUCGUUCUCAGAUUGCUCACAUUCCAUAUUAUGGUAGCUCUACCUCAGCUUCUUCACUAUCACCACCACCUCUUCUCCCACCAAUUCCCCAAAACCCAUUUCCAGAGACACAACCUCACUAAACGAGGCUCUACCUUUCUCACCAGGAUGUCCAUUUCAUCAGACCCUCGCCCACUGGACAGUAAAUGUUCUCUAGCAUUUGUCGCUCCUCUCGAAGCAAUUCUAUUUGAUAUAGAUGGAACAUUGUGUGAUUCAGAUCCGCUCCAUUAUUAUGCUUUCCGUGAAAUGCUUCAAGAAGUAGGUUUUAAUGGUGGGGUUCCUAUCACUGAGGAAUUCUUCAUUAAGAAUAUCAGUGGGAUGCACAAUGAGGAGCUCUGUGGUGUUCUCUUUCCUGAUUGGGAUCUCCAAAGAGCAAGAAAUUUUUUUGAAGAUAAGGAAGACAUGUUCCGAAGAUUGGCAUCUGAACAGUUAGAACCUAUGAAGGGCUUACAUAAGUUGCGGGAAUGGAUUGAAAAUCAAGGCUUGAAACGGGCUGCAGUAACAAAUGCACCAAGACCAAAUGGUGAGCUAUUAGUAUCAGCACUGGACCUCCUGAGUUUCUUUGAAGUUCUAGUUAUUGCAAAUGAAUGUGAUCGAGCAAAACCAUUUCCUGACCCUUACUUGAAAGCUCUCCAAGCACUUAAUGUGUCAAAUAAGCAUGCUUUCGUCUUUGAGGAUUCUGUCUCAGGAGUAAAAGCUGGAGUGGCAGCUGGAAUGCCGGUGGUGGGUUUGGGCACAAGGAACCCUGACAGUUUACUGCUAGAUGCUGGAGCCUCCUUUGUUAUUAAAGAUUUUGGUGACCCAAAAUUGUGGGAAGCACUGGAAGAGUUGGAGAAGAAAGCAGUGAAACAAUAAAGGGCAAUAACAUAAAGACCAAAAGCAUUAAAUUAUACAAUGGAGGUUUGACCUUGCAUAUCCCAAUUGUACAUGCAUUCAAUUCUUUUUUGGUUACAUUGUAGGAUAUCGAACCCUUAUCAAAACAAAAUCCUGUCUGAAAUUGAGCUAAACUAUUACAUAGUAUUCUUCAAUUUUUGAAUAUCUCAAA